Messenger RNA from Mastomys coucha (southern multimammate mouse), 5192 nucleotides. It is a transcript of the gene Chrna7, whose product is annotated as cholinergic receptor nicotinic alpha 7 subunit. NCBI's taxonomy places the organism in Eukaryota, Metazoa, Chordata, Mammalia, Rodentia, Muridae. The record is from RefSeq and is a predicted model, not a curated record. Gene Ontology annotation, cellular component: neuron projection; postsynaptic membrane; synapse. Gene Ontology annotation, molecular function: transmembrane signaling receptor activity; acetylcholine-gated monoatomic cation-selective channel activity. Gene Ontology annotation, biological process: chemical synaptic transmission; signal transduction; nervous system process. The transcript is spliced from 10 exons. The coding region runs from base 56 to 1564 and encodes 502 amino acids.
UGGAGCGGCAGCUCGGCCCCGGCGGACGGCGGGACGCGGCGGCGGCUCCGGCGACAUGUGCGGCGGGCGGGGAGGCAUCUGGCUGGCUCUGGCCGCGGCGCUGCUGCACGUGUCCCUGCAAGGCGAGUUCCAGAGGAGGCUGUACAAGGAGCUGGUCAAGAACUACAACCCGCUGGAGAGGCCGGUGGCCAACGACUCGCAGCCGCUCACAGUGUACUUCUCCCUGAGCCUCCUGCAGAUCAUGGAUGUGGAUGAGAAGAACCAAGUUUUAACCACCAACAUUUGGCUACAAAUGUCUUGGACAGAUCACUAUUUGCAGUGGAACAUGUCUGAGUACCCCGGAGUGAAGAAUGUUCGUUUUCCAGAUGGACAGAUUUGGAAACCAGACAUCCUCCUUUAUAACAGUGCUGAUGAACGCUUUGAUGCCACAUUCCACACCAAUGUCUUGGUGAAUGCUUCUGGGCAUUGCCAGUAUCUUCCUCCAGGCAUAUUCAAGAGCUCCUGCUACAUUGAUGUACGCUGGUUUCCUUUUGAUGUGCAGCAGUGCAAACUGAAGUUUGGGUCCUGGUCCUAUGGAGGGUGGUCCUUGGACCUGCAGAUGCAAGAGGCAGAUAUCAGCAGUUAUAUCCCCAAUGGAGAAUGGGAUCUCAUGGGAAUCCCUGGCAAAAGGAAUGAAAAGUUCUAUGAAUGCUGCAAAGAGCCAUACCCAGAUGUCACCUACACAGUAACCAUGCGCCGCCGGACACUCUACUAUGGCCUCAACCUGCUCAUUCCUUGCGUGCUCAUUUCAGCCCUGGCUCUGCUGGUAUUCUUGCUGCCUGCAGACUCUGGAGAGAAAAUCUCUCUUGGGAUAACUGUCUUACUUUCUCUGACUGUCUUCAUGCUGCUUGUGGCUGAGAUCAUGCCAGCAACAUCUGAUUCUGUGCCCUUGAUAGCACAGUACUUUGCCAGCACCAUGAUCAUCGUGGGCCUCUCUGUGGUGGUGACAGUGAUUGUGCUGCGAUAUCACCACCAUGACCCUGAUGGUGGCAAAAUGCCUAAGUGGACCAGGAUCAUUCUUCUGAACUGGUGUGCAUGGUUUCUGCGCAUGAAGAGGCCUGGAGAGGACAAGGUGCGGCCAGCUUGUCAGCACAAGCCGCGGCGCUGCAGCCUGGCCAGUGUGGAGCUAAGCGCAGGGGCUGGGCCACCCACCAGCAAUGGCAACCUGCUCUACAUUGGCUUCCGAGGCCUGGAGGGCAUGCACUGUGCCCCAACUCCAGACUCUGGGGUCGUGUGUGGUCGUUUGGCCUGCUCCCCAACACAUGAUGAGCACCUCAUGCAUGGUACGCACCCCUCUGAUGGGGACCCCGACCUGGCCAAGAUCCUGGAAGAGGUCCGCUACAUCGCCAACCGCUUCCGCUGCCAGGAUGAGAGCGAGGUGAUCUGCAGUGAGUGGAAGUUUGCAGCCUGUGUGGUGGACCGCCUGUGCCUCAUGGCCUUUUCGGUCUUUACCAUCAUCUGCACCAUUGGCAUCCUCAUGUCAGCCCCAAACUUUGUGGAGGCUGUGUCCAAAGACUUUGCUUAAUGUUAUCAUGUAGGAAAUGCACAGAGAAGAAGAGAACAUGGAGGAUGAGAAUUGGGGUCCUAACUCCACAUUGUGAUAAAUGGAAGAACUCUGAGGAAUCCCUGUAGCUGUCGGUCUUGAGAUUUAUUUUCUUGGUUACUUUAACUAAAAAGAUCCCAGCAGCCUUCUGUUUACUCUUCUUGCACUUAUCACUGGCAUAUCAUUGUAUUCUGCAGGGGUACUAUGUGGUCAUUUACCCACUCUGGAUAGCCCUAGAGGGAAGAUCUUAGUGGCUCUAGUAGCCCAGUAGAGGCUUGUCCAGUUGGUGGUGCAUGCCCGCAUGCCCCUUGUCAUGGGCUCACAUGAGAAUUGGCAGUCUGCCUUUGCCAUGCACAGACCUGGGAUGAAACCAAUGCAGAGCACUCCCCCUGUAUCCAUUUCAACAGCUGCCUUGCAAAAGGAAGGCAAAUACAAAUUCAAACUACAAACUUCUCUGCUACUUUCUCUGUGAUUCAACUUACAUCUAUCUAUCUAUCUAUCUAUCUAUCUAUCUAUCUAUCUAUCUACCUAUCUGUCUGUCUGUCUGUCUAUCUUUGUCUUUACCAAUGACAACUUUAUACCAGGGAGAAAGUUGGCCUUCUAAAUGAUGUUUUGCAAGCUAAUUCCUGUAGAUGUGUCCUGACAAUUAACUUAUCACACAAGUUGUGUCAGUUCAAAACUAGGACUCACCUUAGCCAAAAGGGUUUUGAGGCUUUGGCCUAUGUAGAUCUUCGAUGGCCCCCCCAAGUUUCACACUGUUUCCAUUUCCUGAAAAGGUAAGUGAAUUUGUUUGUACAAAAACUGAAAGGCUAAUAGAGUUCUGAGUGUUAACUAAGGAGUAGCUGAAGCUUACCUAAACUGUGUGUGUGUGUGUGUGUGUGUGUGUGUGUGUGUGUGUGUGUGUGUUGAAAAUAAAAGUGCGUUAGUUGCUCUGCAUGCCAGACUCACAAGUCUUAGAAGUUUUUGCAUCUAUACAUCAAGUGCACACUCCCUAUGGCUUUGCCCAAUGUCGGGGCUGGAGGGAAGCAGUUUAGUCCCGUCUGGGCUCCUGUGUGACAGGAGCUAUGGAGAGAUGAUGUCGCUGAUCACUCAUCUAGAUACAAAGCUGGUAGUCUCAGGGUUUGGCUUCUGAGGAUCUGCCUUCCCAUGGCUUCGGAUGCAAAGCUCACUUGGGGUCAGUGCAUGGAUUCACUGGAGAUGGGGUGGGGGUGAUAUAGUUUGUAUGUUUUUUUCUUUUUCUGAGCUAGGGUCCCUCUGGCUGGAUAGCUCAUAUUAGUCUGUGUGCAUUUCACAUCUUUAUUUGUUAAUGAGGUGAGAGGAUUUUCCACCAAGAAAAGCUUUUUCUGUUUGAUAGUGUUGUUGAACUUCUCAAGGAUUAAAACUGCAUGACUCUUCUGAAGCUCUCAGAAAUUUUAAGCUUCUAACUCCAAAAAUGAAAUGAGAGGUUAGAUUUCUCAGAGUAACAAAAACCAACCAGACAAAACUUCACAUUUUUCCAGCCAUUAAUUUCACUAUAGGAGGAUGAAGGCUUGGUGGUACCCUGUUUGUAUGUGGGUAUGUGGGUAUAUGCAUGUACACUCUGUGUGUGUGUGUGUGUGUGUGUGUGUGCGCGCGCGCGCGUGCGUGUGUGUGUGUGUGUGUGUGUGUGUGUGUGUGUGACUGAAGAGAGGAUAUAGUGUAGAGUAACAUGGCUAAAUCUGGAGACUGUUUAUUUUAGCACCCACAUCUGGAGCAGAGUUAUUCCUAGCAUGCACCUGUCACAUACAGUAUCAACAAAUGGUAUAAAAUAUUUUGCUGGUAUUAUGCUUUUUGAUUAAAGUAACUAGAAACAAAUAGAUAUGUUCUGAUACUUAAAGACCAGGCUUUGUGUCUUACUGUUAAAAAUUGAACCCUAGCCAUUGCUUUGACUAUCUGAGUAAUUAUUGUCAUUAUAAAAAUAAUGAUAAAGAAUAGUUGUGCUCAUAGUUAGGUGUAUAUGGUUCAAAAUAGUCUCUCCUUGCUUCCGUUUCCUCCUAGGGACAGUUUUAGAGAAAAAGAAAGAAAAGGUGGGAACAGAGAGAGGGAAGAAAACAUGGAGAGACUUUGUUGUUGCUUUCCUAGAACUCAUGUUUGAAAGGUGCUAGGCACCUAGUCUUUUGUCCUAGAGAGCUUUUCAUAAUGGUCUAAAGGUCUACCUCAUUCCUCUUAACAGUUGCUUAGAGUUCCCCUCCAUUGGUGGCUUACAAUCUAGUGGAUCAGCCUUUUAGUGGUGAAAACAUAGCUGCAACAUUUCCAAGUUUUAGUUUUAUACACAAGUCUACAGUUAGCAUUUUGGUGCAUAAUUUGCCAAAGGUUUUAUGUAUAAAUUCCAGUUUAGAAAUGGAACUACUGGAUCUAAGACUAUGUGAGAUUUUAGAUAAGUACAUUCAGAUAGUUCUCCACGAACUGGUCAGUGGAUAUCCUCAUCCAAAGUCAAAGGGUCAGAUUCUCAGCUUUAUGCUGUUAAAUAUGCUCAAAUUUUAUUUUCCUUUCCCGAUCUGAUAGAUAAAAAUGAUAAGGCAAAAACAUUCUGAUUUUAGUUCAUUUGACCAUGAGCAAGGAUGAAGUUUUCACAUAUAUACAUAUAUUAUUUCAGUUUUAUAAUAUUUAUAUCUUUAAUCCAAAUUUCAGUUAUUUUAUUCUUUUAACUUAUUUGUCAUUUGUUUUUUAUGGUGUUCAUUGAUUGCAUGUUUAUAUUAGAAAGUUCAAAACUCUGUGUUGUUAGCUUAUUUUUGUUUUCCUUUGUAGAACAUGAUUGCCCUGUAGGUUUGAAGAGGCCUUCCCAGGUUGAAAUUAUAAAUAAAUUAGUCAUAUUUUCUUUUUAAAACUUAACAUUUCCACUUGUUUGCCUUUAUGACUUUUUAUUCUUUAAGAUUCAUUAUAGGAAAUAUAGAUAAAGAUUUAGUUAUUUAUCUCCAAGAGUAGCCAUUGGUACACAGACAUAUAAUAAAGCAUUUCUGUAAUGCAGUGAGACUUUGUCACCUUUUGUGGAAACUAUGUUUCUCCAAGUGCUUUUCUGUUCCAUUGAUUAAUCUGUCUCAAUGCUGUUGAUUUCCAAAGUUUUCUUGGCAUUAUCAGUAUUUUUAAAUGGAUACUAUUUUCUGAUCCCUCCCUCUUAUUCUCUGUGUCAUGAACUGGGUCACAGUGGAUUCACAUAGCAGGUCUUCCUGUUAGGGAGCGCCACAGUUUCAGCUUGUACUCAAAUCUAGUAUUACAGCACUCAGUAAGGCUGAUCAGAAAAGCCCUAUACAUUUCUUGCUGUUUAUUUCUGGCUAUUUAUCAGUUGGUUACCAUUUUCACUUGGCUUUUUUUUUAUAAGCCAAAUAUAUACGACAAAUGGUUGGGUUUUGUAUGUUAAUGUCAAAUAAUUAGUCACCAUCAUUGUGGUUGUUUUGUUUCUAAGAUUUUCCUUUAACUCAUUCUUUCCAAUAUCUUUAUUUCAUUUUCUGUCGAUUGCACUUGAGAACAGUAGUUGGCUUGUUUGUAUACUUGUCUUGUUCUUAAUGUUGAUGGACGUUUAAUGAUGCACAACUUUACUUGUAUGAAGACAUGUAUUUUCUUCAUCAUAAUAAAAAUUAUACAUGCAUCCUCU